Molecule: messenger RNA, 1755 nt
Organism: Rhizopus microsporus ATCC 52813
Lineage: Eukaryota; Fungi; Mucoromycota; Mucoromycetes; Mucorales; Rhizopodaceae
Product: HCP-like protein
Exons: 1
Coding region: 34-1626 (530 amino acids)
Biological process (GO): protein phosphorylation
Molecular function (GO): protein binding; ATP binding; protein kinase activity
Source: RefSeq, a predicted model, not a curated record
CCUCCUUUUUACUUUUGCUCAUAAAUUAAAAUCAUGCAAAAGCCUAAAAAAGGGCCUAAACAAUACCAAGAGUCGAAAGGCAAAUUGGAUGGAAGGGAUGUUUUCAUAAAGGAGAUUCCUUUAAAAGACCUUGACGAUGAUUGGAACAAGGGCAUGGAAAUGUUUGAAGACUCUGAUAAAUAUGUCCAUAAGCCCUGCACUACCUUGGUGUACGAUAAUAAAGCCCUCAUUAUCACUAAUCAUUCAGAAAGAUACAGCCUAUUCGACUUUCUCAAGCAUAGAAAGCUAAAGUUUUUAGAGUGUUUGAAGCUGGCUGAACCCAUCAUUUCUGGUUUGAUUUAUCUUCAUUGCCAUAAUCUUGUCUACUGUAGCCUGACGUCUUCAAGUAUUAUCUUGGAUGAGAAUAAUACCCCAAAGUUUCGAGGUGCUGGUUUAAUUAAAGUUGGAUCAAAUCACGCAGCUAGCAAACCAGCUUCUGAAGACGCUUUUCGUUGGAUGGCCCCAGAAGUGCUUAAAGGCGACCCUCCUUCUUUCAAAUCUGACAUAUUUAGUCUUGGAAUCAUCCUAUGGGAAAUAUUAGUCGAUGAAGCCUAUCCGUACAAGGAAGCAAAGGACGCCGCGUUGAUCAAAGAAUGCGUACUUGGAGGCUAUCGCGAUCUCUUUCCACCUGACACGCUGCCUAGUUACAGAAAGCUUAUUGAGAACUGUUGGCAACAUGACCCUAACGACCGUCCAGAUUCAAUUGGAUUACUCGGUUUCAUACAUGCUGUUAAGCACGAUAUGAAGAAGCAAUUAGGAGAAGUAGAAGAAGCAAGCAUACCAAACAUUAUAAAGCAUCCUGGAAAGCUCAAUCACAAGGACCCUGCUGACAACCUUUUUGAUGUCGCCAAAUACUGCUUCAAAAUGGGCGAGUAUGGAAAAGCCAGGACGUGGUACGAAAUGGCUGCAGAGAAAGGAAGUGCCAGUGCUGCAUAUGAGGUUGCACAAAUGUAUAUGUAUGGAAUCGGUGUGGAGCAGGACUACGACGAAGCAAAGAAGCGUUAUGAAACUGCCGCCAGUAUAGGAUCUGUUGAUGCUGUAUACGCUAUUGGCCUGAUGUAUAAUUACGACUGUGGUGUAGAGCAAAACUAUCAAAAGGCUAUAGAAUAUUACCAACAAGCCGGUAAUAAGGGUAGUGCAAUGGCUCUGUACAGAAUAGCCGAGAUUUAUUUCUAUGGCGAUGGUGUAGAGAGGGAUGAUCAAAAAACUCUAGAGUAUUUAAACAGGGCUUCUAAGAUGGGCCUACCUUGUGCUAUAGAGCUGACUGGCUAUAUGUAUGCUUACGGACGCGGUGUAGAGCAAAACGAUUCAAAAGCUCUGAGCUGUUACUACAAAGCCGCUAGGGAAGGCUGUGCUUGGGGCAUGAUAAGCUUGGGAAACAUGUACUACGACGGCACUUUUGUUUGUCAAGACUAUGAAGAAGCAAUGGAAUGGUACCAAAAAGCCAUUGACAAAUCUAAAUCAAAUGAUUUAUGUAAGAUACACAAAGAAUACAAGCUCAUAGUAGGUCCUGAUAAGCAUUAUAUGAAUGCGCUUCAUGGCUAUGAGAAAGCCAGAAGAAAAAAUUCAGCCAUGAACCAUAAAUGAACUACUGAUAUCAAUGAAAUAAAGUGAUAAUACCAUAUUUUCUUGCUUGAAAAGUAAUACGAUAGGUGCUUAUUAUCAUUGCGUGAAGUAAUCACCGUGCUAUAUAGUAAUUUGCUAAAGCCACGCCAC